UGUGUCUAUAUUAUCCUAAUGUACGGUGAGAAGGAGAGUUUGAGUGGCCAAAGACUCUCCAAGGAUCACAGCUGGAGAAUCGCAGAGAUAAGUUGAGUCCUGGGGCCAGAAACCGAAAAAAUAAAAACAGCCCCUAAUCACCAGCAUGCCAAUAUUAGUGUUUGGGACUGUAUGAUGAAUAGAAAAUGGACAAAUUUACUGUCACUUUUGAUUACUGACCCCAAACUUCCAAAGAGUAGUGUGCAUUUUCUUUUCAAAUCUUUAAUUUCCCAUAAACAGAUGAAGCACAAUGUGUUGUGAAUUUUAAUAAAAAUGUGUCUUAUUCCAGCUACUGAUAACUCAAAUAUGGAACCUCAGUGCAGUUUGGAGUGCAAUUAUCUGACUUUUAAUGAUUAUAUGGACCUUCUGUGGACUACCUUAGCAGAAUUUCCAGGUAUUCUGGUCAGCCUGUGGAUGAUUGAUCAAAUUGGCCGGAAAAAAAGCAUGGCAAUUUGUUUUUUAUUGUUCUCUGUAUCUAUUUUGCCAUUGUGUGCCUGCACACAUAGGACAGUUCUCACAGUCUUUAUUUUCAUUGCUCGAGCCUGUAUAACAGGGGGCUGGCAGGUUGCAUAUGUUUAUACACCUGAGGUUUUCCCUACAGCAACCAGAGCUAUUGGUAUUGGUACAGGGAGCGGGAUGGCUUGUGUUGGAGCUUUCAUCACACCAUUUAUUGCUCAGGUCCUUCUGAAGUCAUCGGUUUACCUGACUGUCUCUGUGUAUUUAAUAUGUUCCUUGCUGGGCACAGUGGCAUCCUUGGUAUUGCCCACUGAAACAACAGGGCGGAGCCUCCAGGAAUCAACGCAAAGCACCAUGGAACAAAAAAACAUGGACAUGCCACAUGACUCUGAGAUGGCCGAAUCCUCCAGCAACACAUGUCCUUAACAGCACAUGGAAAACUGAAACUGAAAACUGGUCUUCGGAUUGAUAAUAGAGAAGGCUUUAAUGUGUAAUCAUGCCAUACCUGAUACCUGUACAUACCGAAUGUUAUGUAAUAAAUUCUGA
This is a messenger RNA of Carassius auratus (goldfish), 1041 nucleotides long. RefSeq names its product synaptic vesicle 2-related protein-like. Bases 313 to 921 code for a protein of 202 amino acids. Lineage: Eukaryota; Metazoa; Chordata; Actinopteri; Cypriniformes; Cyprinidae. The record is from RefSeq and is a predicted model, not a curated record. The transcript has 5 exons. Gene Ontology annotation, molecular function: transmembrane transporter activity. Gene Ontology annotation, biological process: transmembrane transport. Gene Ontology annotation, cellular component: membrane.